AUGGAUAAGCACAAGUAUCGCGUGGAGAUCCAGCAGAUGAUGUUUGUCUCAGGUGAGACUACGGAACCACCUUUGGAGACUACAUCCUUGAUUGAGGACAUAGUGCGAGGGCAAGUGGUAGAGAUAUUGAUGCAAGCAAACAAGACGGCACAGAGCAGGGGUGUCAAGAGUAUAUUACCUGAGGACGUUAUUUUCCUGAUCAGACACGACAAGGCCAAAGUGAACAGACUGAGAAGUUAUCUAUCCUGGAAGGAUCUGAGAAAGAAUGCGAAGGACCAAGAUUCCAAUGCCCCUGCAGGUGGUGGUGCAGAAGAGGAAGACUUGGGGAAGAAAGCUGGCGACAAAGACGAGAAGGAUAGUUCUGCAAAUAUGAAAGUGAAAAAGUCACAGAUCAAGCUGCCGUGGGAGUUACAAUUCAUGUUCAAUGAACAACCAUUGGAAAACAAUGAAGAUGCAGACGACAUUGACGAGGAUGAAAGAGAAGCAAAUAUUGCUACGCUGAAGAGAUUAAAGAUGAAUGAUGACAGAACGAGAAAUAUGACUAGAGAAGAGUACGUACAUUGGUCUGACUGUAGACAAGCCUCAUUUACUUUCAGGAAAAGUAAGAGAUUCAAGGAUUGGUCUGGGAUAACUCAAUUGACUGACGGUAAACCACAUGAUGAUGUUAUAGAUAUUUUGGGUUUUUUAACUUUCGAAAUCGUUUGCUCAUUGACUGAGACUGCAUUGAAAAUAAAGAAACGUGAACAGAUACUGCAGAACCAGAAACAACAAUCUCAAAACAUACACCAGGAUGUAAGUCUAGACAAGUCUGCGAUUACCCGAAAGAAACGGCUCUUUGAUAAUCUUGAUGAUGAAGUAAAUCCGCUAAAACCCAAUCAUGUCGAAGAAGCUUGGAGGGUUUUGCAAAUGAUCGACAAGAAACACAGAGCGUUAACAAAUUUCCGUGGUGGGAGGUUAUCUUCUCGACCAAUUAUUUUGUGA
Molecule: messenger RNA, 981 nt
Organism: Nakaseomyces glabratus
Lineage: Eukaryota; Fungi; Ascomycota; Saccharomycetes; Saccharomycetales; Saccharomycetaceae
Gene: SPT3
Product: transcriptional regulator SPT3
Biological process (GO): transcription by RNA polymerase II
Cellular component (GO): SAGA complex
Molecular function (GO): transcription coregulator activity; protein heterodimerization activity
Source: RefSeq, a predicted model, not a curated record